CUUCAAGGCAAAAGAAUAACACAACAAUUUCGCUUGUCUAAGAUUGCAUUCAUCAUUCAUUGCUGUUUCUGAAAGCAUCUUUCAUCUCUGAACAAAAAAAAAAACAAAACAAAAAUGGCUAUCAACGAUUCCUACGUGACAUUCCCUUGUGUUCGAGCUAUGCUAUUCCUAUUCAACAUCGUACUUUGGCUUUGUGGACUAUCCAUUGUAUGGGCUGGCGUAUGGUUGCGAACCGACUUGCAGGACUACUUAAAAAUCAGCACAGAAUACUCAACGGUAGCGCCAAUGGUUUUGGUCACUAUUGGAACAAUUAUCAUUUUUGUAGCAACUCUAGCUUGCACUUGUAUUGUAAGGGUUCAACAAACGAUGCUUGUUAUUUACGGUGCAUUCUUAAUUAUGAUCCUUUUUACUGUCAUAACACUCUCGGCAUACAUGUACACAUACAAAGAUAACCUGGUUUCAGGACUUGCAGAAGGCAUUGAAUAUGACAUCAGCCAUUAUAAUACUCCAUCAUCAAACAAUACAAAACUCAUUGAUUACGUUCAAACUAAUUUGGAAUGCUGUGGUAGGGAAAGCUUCGAAGACUGGGCUUUAAGUCCAAAGAAAAUGGCUCCAGCAUCUUGUUGCAGUGUACCAGUUGCUAAGUGCAAUCGUUUUGAUCCAAAAAGCCUUUACACAAUUGGUUGCAUGCCAAAACUAGAAAACUUGGUGAACACAAAUAUAUCAUUAAUUGGAGCAUCAGCAUCGGCGAUAGCAUUAUUUCCAUUAUUCGGAACAAUGUUGACAUUUUGUUUAGCUGCAACGACAAGGAAGCAUGGAUAUGAACCAAUUAUUCAUUAGAAAUCUAUGAACCAUUCACCACACACGGAACGUAAUGUGUUGAACAAAAAAAAAACAAAACACACAUGACUGAGUUGGAUUUUAAAGUUUUAUUCUUUUUUUGAAUUUGAAAUACUAAAAUGUCCCAUUUAUUAUAGCUUUAAUUUAUUGUUUGUACAUUUCUUUUUGUUAUCUACUUUUUUU
Episyrphus balteatus (marmalade hoverfly) is the source of this 1023-nucleotide messenger RNA. Its product is annotated as tetraspanin-6-like. Gene Ontology annotation, cellular component: membrane. NCBI's taxonomy places the organism in Eukaryota, Metazoa, Arthropoda, Insecta, Diptera, Syrphidae. The transcript has 6 exons. The record is from RefSeq and is a predicted model, not a curated record. The coding region runs from base 115 to 840 and encodes 241 amino acids.